This is a messenger RNA of Chlorella variabilis, 864 nucleotides long. RefSeq lists its product as hypothetical. Lineage: Eukaryota; Viridiplantae; Chlorophyta; Trebouxiophyceae; Chlorellales; Chlorellaceae. The annotation marks the transcript as partial. The transcript is spliced from 4 exons. The record is from RefSeq and is a predicted model, not a curated record.
CGCCCUGAAAACAGCCCUGGCCCUUUCUUUGUGGACCACACGUGCAUAGACUGCGACACCUGCCGCUGGAUGGCCCCGGCCACUUUUGCCAGCGUGGGCGACAUGUCGGCGGUGGUGCGGCAGCCGCAGAGCGCGGCGGAGCGCCAGGCCGCCAUGCAAGCCCUCCUCAGCUGCCCCACCUUCUCCAUCCAUGUCCGCGAGCGCCAGCCCGGCGAGCUCAAGGCGGUGCAGCAGAGCUUCCCGCUGCCAGUGCCUGGCUGUGACAGCGUCUUCCACACCGGCUUUGCCGCGGAGCGGUCGUUUGGCGCCACCGCCUACUUCAUUCGGCGGCCAGAGGGCAACCUCCUGGUGGACGUGCCCCGCUGGACGCCGCUGCUGGCGCAGCGCCUGCAGCAGCUGGGCGGCGUGCGCUGGGUCUUCCUCACCCACCGCGACGACGUCAGCGACCACGCCGCCUGGGCCGCCCACUUCCCGGCCUGCCAGCGCAUCAUCCACGCCAAGGAGGUCAACCGGAGGCAGGGCACAGACCAGUGUGAGGUGGUGCUGGAGGGGGAGGGGCCCUGGGCGCUGCCAGACGGCGGCGGCGACGUGCAGCUCGUCUUCACGCCGGGCCACACCGCCGGCUGCGUGAGCCUGCUGUACCGCCCCGACAAGGCGCUGCUCACGGGCGACCACCUGGCGUGGAGCCACCGCAUGCAGCGCCUGACCAUCUUCCGAGCCUACAACUGGCACAGCGUGGAGCUGCAGCUGGCCAGCGUGGCCGCCCUGCGCCGCCUCGACUUCCUGCACGUGCUGCCGGGCCACGGGCGGCGCGCGCGGUUCGCAGACGCCGCUGACCGCGAGCGGCAGCUGGAGGCGCUGCUG